This is a messenger RNA of Alosa alosa (allis shad), 3546 nucleotides long. Its product is annotated as SEC23 interacting protein. Lineage: Eukaryota; Metazoa; Chordata; Actinopteri; Clupeiformes; Clupeidae. The record is from RefSeq and is a predicted model, not a curated record. The coding region runs from base 186 to 3134 and encodes 982 amino acids. Gene Ontology annotation, cellular component: COPII-coated ER to Golgi transport vesicle. Gene Ontology annotation, molecular function: protein binding; metal ion binding. The transcript is spliced from 18 exons.
AACAAAUAAUUAACCUUAGCGUGGGGUUUUCCUUUGGCAGAGAUCGUCUUUAUGUUGUACCACUUUGACACUCCGCGCAAACUAUUCUGCACUGAAUGACGAAGAGGAACCUUCUCAGAUCCGGGUUGAGUGAAGUUAUGCCUUGUCCAGCUGGAGGAUAAGCUACGUGUAAUUUCUAAGCAAAAAUGGCUGAUAGAAGGGGUAGUAACGCUCCCAAUUCAAACGCAAAUUUACUGUUCUCUGCGGCACCUGAGUUCAAUUUUAACCUGCCUUUCAUACCUGUCAGUCAAGCCUCUGGUCCUGCGGUGUUAUCGGGAGAUGACUCCACUGACGUUGGUGAGGAAGACAGCUUCUUGGGCCAGACCUCCAGCACAGCCCCACAACCCUCCACAUUCAGCUACUUCUCCAGUUCGACCACCAGCAGCGACCCUUUCGCCUCCAUCGGGCACCAGCCAUGCCCGCCCCCAGCCCCCACUGUCGCCCCCAUGACCUCUGGCCCCUCGCUGGUCUCCAGCCCUGCCGCUGCCACGUUGGCUGCGGGCCCCACAUUACCCCUCUCCAGCACAGCCGCAGCUCCGCAGUUCAACAGUGCAGUUUACCAAAGCCCCAUGGGCCAGUUUACUCCCCCUCCCACCAUGGGAGCUCCCCCACCUCCCCAGGCCUCCCAGCAGUCCUACAACCCCUAUCGUCACACGCCUCUGAGCAGCAGGGCCAACCCCUAUAUCCCGGCCCCGGAAGUCCUGCAGCAGAUUCCCCCACAGAACACCAACCCUUACACACAGGGACCUCCUGCUCAGACAUUCCAGAUGGGACCUUCUGCAUUCGCAACGCCCCCUCCUCCUCCUCCUCCUCCUACCACGCAGAGUCCAAUGCCCCCCAUGGGGCCCAGUAUGGCUGGACCUCUGGUCCCGGCCAACCCUAUGAUGCCGUACAACUACAACGUCUACGAGCCUGUGCAGCUCCACUGGUUCUACUGCAAGCAAGUGGAGUCCAAGAAGGUCUGGCUCCCCUUAAGUAUCCUGGACUCUCUUCGCUUGGAGGAGACCUUUAAUUCAGUCCAACCAGACCCAGAGAAUGUGAUUGUGUCCACGGAUGGCGGCCGCUAUGACGUCCAGCUGUAUGACCGGAUGCGCACGGCGGUGUAUUGGGAGGAGGAGCCAACAGAGGUGCGACGCUGCAGCUGGUUCUACAAAGGAGACACAGACAGCCGCUUCAUUCCAUACUCAGAGGAGUUCAGCGAGAAACUGGAGGCUGAAUAUAAAAAAGCUGUAUCCACUAAUCAGUGGCAUCGGAGACUGGAAUUCCCAUCUGGAGAAACUAUCGUCAUGCAUAAUCCAAAGGUGAUUGUUCAGUUCCAGCCGUCUGCCAUGCCAGAUGAAUGGGGCACCACCCAAGAUGGGCAGACGAGACCCAGAGUGGUCAAGAGGGGGGUAGAUGAUGACCAUGAUGAAGUCCCUGAUGGAGAAAUGCCGCAGGUUGACCAUCUGGUGUUUAUGGUACAUGGGAUUGGCCCAGUGUGUGACCUGAGGUUCAGGAGCAUGGUGGAGUGUGUGGACGACUUCCGCAGCGUGUCCUUGAAGCUCCUGCAGAGUCACUUUAAGAAGCCCCAGGAUGAGCGGGUCAUCAGCAGGGUGGAGUUCCUGCCUGUGCAGUGGCACACAGCCCUGCAUGGUGAUGCCACCGGAGUGGACAGGCGGAUAAAGAAGAUCACUCUACCCAGCACAGGUCGUUUACGCCAUUUCACUAACGAGACCCUCCUAGAUGUCCUCUUCUACAAUAGCCCCACAUACUGCCAGACUAUCAUGGACACAGUUGCCAAGGAGAUCAAUCGCAUCUACGCUCUUUUCAUGGAAAGGAAUCCUGACUUUAAAGGCGGUAUAUCUGUGUCUGGACACAGUUUAGGUUCUCUCAUUCUUUUUGACCUGCUAUCAAAUCAGAAGACAGGCUCUCCUUCUGGUACCCCAACGGCCAAUGGCAGUACUUCGCCUGAUGCCAAACAGCAGAUCAGCACACCAGUCAGUGAGGAGAACAAUGCUCCAAGUCAGGCGGUGUGUGAGGAGGAAUCGAAGGAGGAUGGAGAGGAGUUUGCAGACCUAUCAGCUGUUCUGGAGCACCUGGGUCUCUCAGAAUACCAGAGCACAUUUGAGCAGGAGAAGAUUGAUAUAGAAUCUUUUCUGAUGUGCACAGUUGAGGAUUUAAAAGAGAUGGGCAUUCCCCUGGGGCCACGCAAGAAGUUUGCCAAGUUUGUCAAAGAAAGGGCAAGCAAGCAGGCGGCAGCAGCAGAAAAGCCAGCCAUAAAGGACGUGGUUAAAGAGGCUCCUCCACCUCAGAAUGCAGAGCCUGUCCCAACCCCAGUCUCUAGCAAACCUCCUGUUGGAAGAACCAUGUCCUCCAUCCAUGUGGAUUACAACUACUUUGAGAUUGGUACUGGACAGGUGUCUGUAAUCUAUCACGCGCUGGACUUUGAGCCUUCUAAUUUCUUUGCCCUGGGCUCCCCUAUCGGCAUGUUCCUCACAGUAAGAGGUCUGGAGAGAAUUGAAGAGACUUAUCAACUGCCUACCUGCAAGAGAUUCUUCAAUAUUUACCAUCCAUUGGACCCUGUCGCCUACCGCAUUGAGCCCAUGAUUCUGCCAGACCUGGACCUCAAGCCUAUUCUGGUCCCCCACCACAAGGGCCGAAAGAGAUUACAUCUGGAGCUGAAGGAGAGUCUGACGCGGAUGGGCUCGGACCUGAAGCACAGCGUCAUCAGCUCCCUGAGGAGCGCCUGGCAGACGCUCAACGACUUUGCGCGAGCUCACACCUCCAACACCCAGCUACAGGCCGAACUGGCCAUCGUGGCCAACCAGAUCCAGGAGGAGGAGCAGAAGCAACUGCAAGGAGAGGAAGGAGAAAUGGGCAAGAUGGUGGACAGCCCUGAGCAGAAGGAGGAUUACCUGUCCGUUAAGAUUGGAAUGCUGAAUGGAGGAAACCGUAUUGACUAUGUCCUGCAAGAGAAACCCAUAGAGAGCUUCAAUGAAUACCUCUUUGCUCUUCAAAGCCAUCUGUGCUACUGGGAGUCUGAGGACACAGCCCUGCUAAUCCUGAAGGAGAUCUACAAAACCAUGGGUAUACAUCCAGAACAGAUUAUCCAUUGAUGAAGUGCAAUACAUAAAACCACACAGACCUUUAUUUUGAAACAUUCAAAACUGCAGUAGAUUCUAGUCAAUACCUGUCAUUGUAGUUGGUGGAUUCAUUAUACAGGAAAGUGUCUUUGUUUAGGUUUUUCUUUUUUUCUACUGUAGUAUUGUAAAAACAGAUACACGUGUAUUAUGCCAUAUGUCUUAAAUUAAGAAAAGAUACUUAGUGGAUUUCAAGGCCACAUUGUUUUAAAAUGAUUUUUUAGAGUAAAUACAACUGCAGUUGAAAUUCCCAUGAAGUUGAUCAAUUACGUGGGGAAAAUGGAGCCGCAAUUAAUGUGAAAGUACCCAACGGUCCAGGCAAGAGUGACAUUAUUACAUUAUUAACAAGUCAUAAAAUAAAAAAGCAAAGGCGUUUAUGAUUAACACA